Messenger RNA from Didymodactylos carnosus, 1664 nucleotides. NCBI's taxonomy places the organism in Eukaryota, Metazoa, Rotifera, Eurotatoria, Philodinida, Philodinidae. The record is from the annotation of a GenBank genome assembly.
CAUUUCAGUUUCACAAUAGACGUUUAUACACCAUUCGAUAGAGAAUUUCAAGAGCUACAUUUUGCACUAUUUGUAUUUCAAGAUAGAUAAAAUCGACUUUUUGGCCUAAUGUCCGCUUAGUUGCCCAAUGUGCAUUCAUGAAAGUUUUCAUCAUUCGAAGCAGAUAAAUUAGUUUAAAUUUUAUUUAUUCAAACAUGCGCUUUCUAAUUAGUACGAUUAAGCUCAUGUCUGAAUAAAUAAAAUUUAAACUAAUCUGUAAGCUAAAAACGAUGAAAGAUUACAUGUCCUGUUAAAAGAAACUGAUAUUGUCUGAUCGAUCUCAAUUGUUCAACAUCGCUCUGGCGCCACGCCGAUCUUUGGCAGUGUCAGUGAUGCACGGCAUGAAAUAUACACAAUUAAACUUUUCUUUGCCAUCGAACAACAUUGAAACUUUUGUUGUAAGUUAAUAUAUUAAGCCGUUGGUGCAGCACGGCCUGUCAAAGCGUAGCUGAUUUACGAUUUUUUUACUUAAAAUGCAAUUAUCUAAAAACUAAAAAUAGCUGAAAAUAUAAUCCUUGUGCCAUUUUGUAGAGAUCGGCGAGCUCUAUAUAUAGACAGAAAAUAUUUGGAUUUUAUUGAGUGGUUGUGGAGAUAUCCAAAAAAUACGGAGCGUGCCUGACUUACAAAAAAUAUAGAAGUGUUUUAUACCAAUGUCGAAAUUUCAGCGAAAUGAAACGUAAUUAUUUUAUGCUUAACUUGUACCCUAGAUUUCUAGUUAUCUGAGAAAAAACAAAGCCCAAAAAAUCAGUAAUUACUGAGCUACAGCGACAACAAAACCUUACUGACUUACGCCUUGCUUAGGUGAGUUUUUGGCCAAGUUUCUGUCACAGUGGGCAGACCGCUUACUUCGCUCUAAGUUCACAUCCAAUAUGUCAUUCUGUAGCUUAUUCAUUCGACAUUAAAAUCUGGGAAAACUGAACUUCACGUGCCAGGUAGUUAAAAAGUACGUUAAACAUAAGACAUCGAUGCACUUGGCAGGUGUCAAUAAAUAACAUUUCGUAAACAUAUUAUUUUAUAAGUAUAUAAUUUGUUAUGAGCGUCUGAAUUUCAAACAAAAUGAGCAUUUUGUAGAAAAUUUAAUUCUCUAUCGAAUGGUGUAAUUUUUAAAUUUUUUCAAAAAACUGUCUAAGUCAAAUAAUUAAAAUUAAAAAUUUUAAUUUCAAUUUUUUUCAACCAGAUUUUUUUUUCAUGUUUUAAAAAUGUCAUAUUCGUAAACAGAGUGAAAAACUGCAUCUGGUGAUGUAUUCAUGUCAGUUCGUCAAAACCAUACGCCUAACGGUAUUUAUAUUAUUUGACAUUACCAUGCACACAGACUUAACCUCGUAAUCGUCGAAUUAUCGCAUAUUACUAUUUUUUAUUUUGUAGAUGCUUCUUCAAAACUCAAGGGAUGGUCAGAUAUUCGAUGGGACUCACGAUGGAGUUCAAUUAAUGCUAUUAUGAUCAAUUAUGAAUCAAUUGUUGUUGCACUUAAAGAUCUUAUUGACGAAGGUGAUCAUCGUUCUGUUGAUGCAAGAGGUGAAUCGAUUGAUUAUGCUGAAAGUCAACAGUUGAUUACAUCAGUAAUUGAACACCUUGAACGUGAUUGUAAUGAGGAUCAUUUAAAACGAUGUACUUCAAUAUCUUGA